AUGUGCUCCCAGCUCUGGUUCCUGACGGACCGGCGCAUCCGCGAGGACUACCCGCAGGUGCAGAUCCUGCGCGCCCUCCGGCAGCGCUGCUCCGAGCAGGACGUGCGCUUCCGGGCGGUGCUCAUGGACCAGAUCGCCGUCACCGUCGUCGGCGGCCACCUCGGCCUGCAGCUGAACCAGAAGGCGCUCACCACCUUCCCCGAUGUGGUGCUCGUGCGGGUGCCCACCCCCUCAGUGCAGUCGGACAGUGACAUCACGGUCCUGCGCCACCUGGAGAAGCUGGGCUGCCGCCUAGUCAACCGCCCGCAGAGCAUUUUGAACUGCGUCAACAAGUUCUGGACGUUCCAGGAGCUGGCUGGCCACGGGGUUCCCAUGCCAGACACCUUCUCAUACGGUGGGCACGAAGACUUUUCAAAGAUGAUCGAUGAAGCUGAGCCCCUGGGCUACCCGGUCGUGGUGAAGAGCACUCGAGGACACCGGGGAAAAGCUGUUUUUCUUGCCAGAGAUAAACAUCACCUCUCGGACAUCUGCCAUCUGAUCCGCCAUGAUGUGCCCUACCUGUUCCAGAAGUAUGUGAAGGAGUCACAUGGCAAAGACAUCCGGGUGGUGGUGGUAGGGGGCCGGGUGAUAGGCUCCAUGCUUCGCUGCUCCACUGAUGGACGGAUGCAGAGCAACUGCUCACUCGGCGGUGUGGGUGUCAUGUGCCCGCUGACAGAGCAAGGCAAGCAGCUGGCUGUUCAGGUGUCCAACAUCCUGGGCAUGGACUUCUGUGGCAUCGAUCUCCUCAUCAUGGACGACGGCUCCUUUGUGGUGUGUGAGGCGAACGCCAAUGUCGGCUUCCUAGCCUUCGACCAGGCGUGCAAUUUAGAUGUGGGUGGCAUCAUCGCAGACUACACCAUGUCCUUGCUGCCCAAUAGGCAGACUGGCAAGAUGGCCGUCCUCCCAGGACUGUCCUGUCCCAGGGAGAAGAAAGACCCAGAUGGCUGCGCUUCAGCUCAGGGAGUUGCAGAGAGCGUCUACGCCAUCAACAAUGGGUCUACCUCUAGUGAGAGUGAGCCUGAACUGGGAGAGAUCCGGGAUUCCUCAGUGAGCACAACGGGGGCCCCGCCCCCCAUGCUGCCCGAAGCCGGCUACAACAUUAACAACAGGAUUGCUUCCGAAUUAAAACUUAAGUGAAUUCCUGCUUUUUGGCAGCAUUUAAACCAAAUCCUACUGCUUCCCUAUAGUUUUGAGUGAAUAAAAUCUGGACUAAUGUGAUUUCAUUUGCACAGAAACUAGAAAAUCCCAUCUGGGCACUCAGCAUUCUUUCUAACGAUGAUUUAAGCGAACGGCUUAGCUUUGUGGUUUUUACAGAGACUAAAAAAACACUCACCAAGAGCAACAUCCCGAGCUGUCGGCUGGAGACCGAGGUCUGCCGCGAGCACUUGGAUGCUACGGCUGCCUCUGAAGGCGCUGACUGUGCUGCUGCCUCUGGCUGUUACCAGCAGAGCCCAAAAACUCAGAACGGGUCCCGGAAGCGCUGCACUCAGGAGCCAUCACCCGGUGGAGGGGGGUGCAGAAGAGACGCAACGCGACUGCGCUAACGAGCUCUUCACCAAGUGUGUGUGUGUGUGUGUGAUGCUUGAAGAAUACGCAGUUCAGUCUCUGCUCCCUGUCAAAUCACCAUCUUGGCCAUAUUUCUCUGACACUCAGGAUAUGGUGUUUUAGGGAGCUUCCUCAUUAGCAUUUUCGAUGAAGCACUUUGUAGAAAGUUUGAGAACGAGCAUUAUCUGACGUCACCGGUUGGCAGAUCUCCUGCUGCGGAACUGGGGCUUUCUACAAAUUGCUUUGCCACGCCGAACUUAUAGACCCUGCUUCAACUAAUGCCAGCCCCAGCAGCCUCUUGCACCUUUGCUGCC
This is a messenger RNA of Enhydra lutris kenyoni (northern sea otter), 1898 nucleotides long. RefSeq names its product ribosomal modification protein rimK like family member A. Lineage: Eukaryota; Metazoa; Chordata; Mammalia; Carnivora; Mustelidae. Gene Ontology annotation, biological process: protein modification process. The coding region runs from base 1 to 1176 and encodes 391 amino acids. The record is from RefSeq and is a predicted model, not a curated record. Gene Ontology annotation, cellular component: cytoplasm. Gene Ontology annotation, molecular function: ATP binding; metal ion binding; ligase activity, forming carbon-nitrogen bonds. The transcript is spliced from 5 exons.